Ilex paraguariensis (yerba mate) is the source of this 471-nucleotide messenger RNA. Lineage: Eukaryota; Viridiplantae; Streptophyta; Magnoliopsida; Aquifoliales; Aquifoliaceae. The record is from the annotation of a GenBank genome assembly.
AUGGCUCAACUUGGUUCUCUCUCUGCCGAAACGGAGACACUGAACCAUGUCUUGAGGCUGAUGGAGGCCUUUCGGGCUUUUGACUCAGACAAUGAUGGAUCAAUAACUGCUGCAGAGCUUGGUGGAAUCAUGGGAUCGCUCGGGUACAAUCCAAGUGAACAAGAUGUGACGACAAUGAUGCAGAAAGGAGACACUAACAAGGACGGACUGCUGAGCAUCUCAGAGUUCUUGGACAUGAACACAAAGGAGUUGGAACUGGGGAGCCUAGCAACUUGUCUUAGAGGGGCUUUAGAAACUUUGGAUCUCGAAGGGGAUGAGGUUGUGACGGGAGAGGAGCUCUACCAAGUUGUGGGGACUACGGCAGCUCAAUUGUCGCCAGAGGAUUGUCAAGCAAUUAUUGCUUCUAUGGAUGGGGAUGGGGAUGGAUCUAUAAGCUUUGAGGACUUCGAACUUAUUAUUAAUUCGCUAUAG